AUGACCCACUGUAGUGACAAUGAAAAGGAUGAGCAGAGCGAUGAUGAUGGAGCACAAAGACUGCAGGAGAACUUGAAGAAGACAAGUAAAGGAGGGAAACAUGUGUCUUUCCCUCCUGAUGGACAGAUAGUAUCCGGCUUUGCUGAGCACAAGAACGCUGACAGAAAGGAUGAGAGCUGCCUCACCUUGACAGAGGUAACAGCGGCCUACCAGCAGAGCUGCAGCAGACACCAGGUUCAACCACGACCACACAUCCUGCAGCAACUCCAGCAGGGCGUGUGUGUAGGUGGCAGUGUGAAAUGUCUGGAUCUCAAAGGUGAGCGAUUAGACCACCGCUCCUGUGAAGCUCUGGAAGUCGUCCUGAAAUCGCUGCACUUUGAUUUCAUCAAUCUGCAGGCGGCCCAACUGGAAGAAAAUGGAGCUGCGUCCUUGCUGGAUAUGAUUUCGUACUAUGAAUCCACAACCCAUCUUGACAUUUCUGACAACAGCAGUAUGGGAACAUCCGGUUGGAGGGCCCUCGCUCAUUUGAUAAAGCAGAGUGUGUGUCUGUCCAGACUGGAUGUGUGUAACGUACCCAUGGUGGACUACCCGGCACUGGCUCUGUCUAAAGCUCUGCUCACCAGCCGGCUCACAGUGCUGCACCUCCACAAUGCCCAGCUCAGCGGCAUGCCACUGUACACACUUGUUGGUGCACUGAAGGUGAACAGGGCUCUGCGAGAGCUCCACCUGACCAACAACCUGCUGAACAGCUACCAGGACGCCCUGCAGCUUGGAGACCUGCUACGCUACAACACCACGCUGCGGACUCUGGAGCUCAGCCGCAACGCCGUGGCAGAUGCUGGUCUGGAAGAGCUGUGUGACGGUCUGAGGCGACAGACAGCAGGUCUCAAGCUCUUACUGCUGAGGAACAACCAGAUCACUGCAAAGGGCAUGGUCCAUCUGGCCAAGACUCUGCCGCUGCUGAAGGUCCUGCAGGUCCUGGAUUUGGCCGAGAACGUCCUGGGCGACGAGGGGGUCCAGGACCUCCGGACCCCUCUGAUGGUGAACUGCUCACUGCUGCAGCUUGGCCUGGCCCAGACCAACAUCACGUGUGAAGGGGCUGUGGCAUUGGCCGAGGUCCUCGCUGAGAACUGUCACAUUCAGCGUCUGGACCUCAGUCAGAACCCGGUGCGGGUCGGCGGCCUGAUGGCCUUAUCUCUGGCCCUGAGGAUCAACUGCUCACUUGACAGUCUGGAUCUGGACCAGGUCCCUCCGGAGGAGCAGGACCAGUUUCUGAUGGAGACUCAGACCAGACUUCGGUCAGAGAUCCGCCAGAGUUGCCUCGCCAACGCCAGGCGCCUCAGCCGCCUCCCCACGGACCCCUCGGAGGCCGACGGGGCCCGAUGA
This is a messenger RNA of Scophthalmus maximus (turbot), 1386 nucleotides long. Its product is annotated as protein phosphatase 1 regulatory subunit 37. The record is from RefSeq and is a predicted model, not a curated record. The transcript has 11 exons. Gene Ontology annotation, molecular function: protein binding. The coding region runs from base 1 to 1386 and encodes 461 amino acids. NCBI's taxonomy places the organism in Eukaryota, Metazoa, Chordata, Actinopteri, Pleuronectiformes, Scophthalmidae.